CACUUGAGCAGAUACUGAAGACAUGUUGGCCUUUCAGAAAAUUACAUGUAGACCAACAUCUGUCUCUCACAGGAGCUGGAUUUGAUUUCAGAGCCAGAGGAGAGUUCAACAACAGCAUCAUCAUCGUCUUCUUCAGAUGAGGAAGUUGUGCUGCUCAACAGUUUGUCUCCUCACCCUUCCAGAACGGACAGCAGGAGUAGUGCCAGCAGUCACUGGUCACCCUCCUUUUCAAGGUCUUACUCAGAGACAGAAGUGUGCACAGAGGGAGGCAUACCAGCUGCUACACACUACACUCCUGAUUUCCACGGUCACAGGAGCAUCCUCAGCACCAGCCCCAGUUUUAGGACCAUGGUUAGAGAGGCAAAAGAAGAAGCCCCCCCAGGUCAGAAAGUGAAUGAGCAGGAUGAUGUGCAGGAGGGAGCAGAAGAAUCCUACCAUCGUACGAUGAUUGACAGGUUAUUGGAAAAACACAGAGUUUGCAUCCCCUACCAUGAACCAAAACUGUACCAUGCUGCAGCUGCCAAAACCAGAUCCAUUCCAGGGUUCAGCAUCCUGGCUUUCCCUGAUGUCUGGGGUCAUCUACCACCCACAGGAUGUGAACCCAUUGCCCCACGCAAACCCAACAUACAGAGGCAGAAAGUGUUUGAAGAUGUCCAACGUUUCCUGAAUACUGGUGAUAUCCUCAACAGGGUAGUAUUUGACCUGGAAGAUGAUAGUCUUCAGUGUCCAUCUGAUUCCUUGAGGUUUUUCUCUAAGUUCGAGUGUGGGAACCUAAGAAAGGCUAUUCAGGUCCGCAGAUAUGAAUAUGACCUCAUAUUGAAUGCGGAUGCUAACUGUUCCCAGCACACCCAGUGGUUUUACUUUGAAGUCAGUAACAUGGUUGCAGAUCUCCCCUACCGUUUUAAUGUCAUCAACUGUGAAAAGAGCAACAGCCAAUUCAACUAUGGAAUGCAGCCAGUGCUCUACUCAGUAAGGGAUGCUCUGGAAGGUAGGCCGCAGUGGGUCAGGAGUGGAGCUGAAGUUUGUUAUUUCAGAAACCACUUUUGUCCAGCACGGGGCAGAAUGAGAACAACCUUUUAUACUCUGACCUUCACCAUCACCUUCAAACACAAUGAGGAUGUCUGCUACCUGGCCUACCAUUAUCCCUACACAUACUCUGCUCUGAAGGCUCAUCUGAAUGUGCUGCAAAAAUCAGUGGAUCCUGCCAAGAUUUUUUUCCGGCAGCAGAUUCUUUGUGACACACUGGCUGGAAACGCCUGUCCAGUGGUCACCAUCACUGCCUGUCCUGCAAGUAGGAGCUGGAAAGACCUGCAACAGCUACGUAGUCGCCCCUGUAUCAUGAUAACAGGCCGUGUCCAUCCUGGUGAGUCCAAUGCCAGCUGGGUGAUGAAGGGCACCCUAGAAUUUCUGUGUAGCAGUGACCUGGUGGCCCAGAGUCUGAGGGAGGCCUUUGUCUUCAAGCUCAUCCCAAUGCUCAACCCAGAUGGAGUCAUCAAUGGCAUGACUCGUUGUGAUCUGAACGCUGAGGAUCUGAAUCGUCAGUGGUGUAAACCAGACCUCAUCCUUAGUCCAACCAUCUACCAUGCCAAGGGCUUCCUCUACUACCUCAGCAGUAUAGGACAAACUCCACUGGUUUUCUGUGACUACCACGGCCACUCUAGAAAGAAAAAUGUCUUCCUGUAUGGCUGCAGUGUGAAGGAGACUCUCUGGCAGUCUGGCUCUGCUGUUAAUACUGUAGGACUGAAAGAGGACCCUGGAUAUAGGACCAUUGCAAAGACCUUGGAUCGCAUCGCACCAGCCUUUUCUUUCAAUAGCUGCAACUAUUUGGUGGAGAAGUCUCGCUCUGCCACAGCCAGGGUGGUCGUCUGGAGGGAAAUGGGUGUGCUGAGAAGUUAUACCAUGGAGAGUACUUACAAUGGUUGCAACCAGGGACUAUACAAGGGUCUGCAGUUAGGAACCAGGGAGCUGCAAGAGAUGGGCAUGAAGUUCUGCCAAAGUUUGCUUUCUUUAAUCAAAGACCCAAAGGCUUUUUACAGCAAGAGACUCAUCAGCCACAUCGAUUUGGACCACAAUAUUCUGGACCACAAGUCUCACAACUGUUUUGAAGAUGAUGAGCCUCCAUGUGCCGAGGAGAUUGAGUAUUCCUCCGACUGUCCCUCACUUAAAGGCACAGAUCUGGAUUCAGAUAUCAACACCAACAUGGCCAUUGCUGACAAAGAGAAAGAGCCAAGCCAAGGCGGUGUUGGUCAAUCGCGGCUGUCACUCAUGAAGAGCCACCUGUUCCCUUACUUGAUCAGGCAGGGGUCCCUCGAGACAGCCACCGAGAACAGAAACAACACACGCAAUGGUGUGCGAAUCACCACUACAAAUCAUGAGUUAAAGUAAUAUUUCUAGGAAUAUUUCUCUAUUUUGAUUUCUUGCUAGAUAUAGGGAUGAGACUUUAAUUUUUUUCUAAAAGGUUUUUAAAGAGUUUUAAGCUUCCCUUCUUAAAAGACGGAAGGCAUAUCUAAAUGAAAUCAGCUGGGCAAAGACACGCACAUAAGGUUAUUUAUUUGUCUUUGUGCAACACUGGAUUGCACAACAAAAUUCAUGUUUGUAGUCCCCCGAUACAACACAGAUAGAACAGGUACACAAGUAAUACACAUACAUGAUUUUACACACACACACACAGACAAAGUCUUGUUUCCAUCACUUUUGGGGACAUUACAUAGACUUACGUUAUGGGGGCUUGCAUUUUGUCCCCACAACUACUGAAAUAUGCAUCCAUACAAACAUACACAAACACAGGGUGAAUGAUAAAAACAGCAGCAACAAUAUGAUGACUAUAAUGUUGUCGGCAUCUUCACAUUAGACUUAGACUGUGCUUGAGCACCGAGCACCAGCACCCUAAGACGGAAGUACUGAAGGCAAAAUAUACAAUAUACAAGUAGGCUGUAUUAUAUUAAAUACUGAAAACAGAAUAUACACACCGUAUAUGUACAAGUAUAGUGCAGUACUGUCCUACAGUAGAUGCAAUAGUGCAGUAUACAGCAAAGGACAGAGCACUAGCAACCGCAGAUUGAUCACGUUUUCAGAAGUCUACUGCAAACAUUCAAUGACCUGAGUCUCCUCAGGAAGAACAGUCUGCUCUGUCCCUUCCUGUAGAGGGCAUCAGUGUAAUAUAUCCAGUCAAGUGUAUUGUUUAUAUGCACCCCAUGCUACUUGUAUGAAACCACCUUCAGUUGCAUCAGUUGCAUGCUUCUCUCUUAGAAGCCCGGGCUGGUCUUUGUUGAAGACACUGGAGGAGCCAGUUAUAUGGUAUAUGGUUAGUUCUUUUUGCCGAUUCUGUGGCCGUAAUCAGUUCCACUAUGGGUAGUUGUUGUGGGAAUAUGACAAAAUGAAGUCCUUUGGCCAGAACGUCCAUUUCAGGUUGAGCUCAGAUGCAAGAUCAAGUCCUCCGUGCACAGUGAAUCACUUAAGCCCUUUUUGCAUUAAGUUGGAAAAGAGCUAUAUAAUUGCAGUCAGUUUACCAUCUGGUCCUCCUCAUCAGCAAAUUGAGCUGAUUAUAUCUGACAAUGUUUCAAAGAUAUCAAGUUUUUAAUGUUCAGAUGUUGACCAUAUUAUAUAACCAGAAAAUUCAAUAGUGUUUUUGUUGCUGCAGAUUAAAAAAUGCACUACAGGAGAUGCAUAAGGUCAUCUGUGCUUACAUGACAAAACAGCUAGAUGCACCUAGAUGGAGCAAUCUUUUGUGUCACAUCUAUAGAUACAUAAUACCAACAGUUAUAGGCAAAUCUUAUUCAAAAGUUUAAUACAUUAAGUGGCAUAAGAAUAAAGAAGAAUUAAGAAUUUCCUCUAUUUGUCCCACAGUGGGGAAAUUUGCAUCGUCACAACAGCACAAGGACAGCAAUACAGUGCAAGGAGUGGAAUAAAAAGAGUAAAAAUAUACGCAAAACUAUACAAAGUAGAUACUUAAUAUUAACAGCUAGAACUACACAAAGGAAACCACGCGAUAAAAAGUGACUACUUUGUGCUUCAAAGCAGUACAAAAAAGUUACAACAAAGGUUAUCGUAUUGUGACCUGUUGAAGUUAUUGUACAUAUAGUUAAUGUGGUAAAGUUAUUGCUCAUAUAGUUAUUGUGGUGGAGUAACUGCACAUAACAUAUUGAGAUUCAGACUGUAGUGAAGUGAAGGGGUCUGGCUGGAGCAAUGCUGCUUGUACAGUCUCACAGCAGCAGGAAGGAAGCACCUGUGUAAGCGCUGCUUCACACACCUGGGAUGAAGCAGCCUGCCACUGAAGGAGCCGUCCAGUGCUGUCAGUCUUAUGCAGGGGGUGGGAGUCAUUCUCCAGCUGAGAAGAAAGUUUGGCUAUCAUCUUUCUCUCUCCCACCACCUGCACUGGGUCUAAGGGGCUCCUCAGAUGCAGACCAAGUGGAUAUAUUUAUAAACUGUGUUAACAUACUGAUACUAAUGAGACGGGUGAUAGAUGAUGAGAUCAGCACUCAUCCUCCUUUCUAAUGAUGUGCUUUGAGAAAUUGGUUUUCCAUCACAUUAAAGACAAUAUCCAAGCCAAUCUUGACCCUCAAACGUUUGCAUUAAGGGCCCGCAGAAGAUGACCUCUACACUGCACUGACAUUUCCUUCCAUGUUCAGUUUACUCCAUCUCUUAUGAAUGGAUUACCUUAGCAACAGUGCUCACUAACAUGGAUUUUAACAGAUUUGUGCUGAAAAUCUGAGAGAAAUAAGCAUUUUGUGUGCAUAUGAAAAGUCUUUGAACAUAUGCGUUCAGAAUCAGAAUCAGAAUCAGAAUUCCUUUAUUUAUCCCUGAAGGGAAAUUCUUAAAAUGUUCAGAGUUUUGUUAGUAGAAGUAUCUGCUUCUCUCUCACUAGCCUACAGAGCAACUUCUUUCCUGACUGUAAGGCUCCACAGCCUAUCCUCUGCAUUGCACCAUACAGUGCAUCCGAAAAGUAUCCACACCACUUCUCUUUUUUGCACAUUUUGUUACGUUACAGCCUCAUUCCAGGAUUAAAAAGGAUUAAAUUCAUUUUUUCCUUCAAAAUUCUACUCAAAU
Messenger RNA from Scatophagus argus, 5046 nucleotides. RefSeq names its product cytosolic carboxypeptidase 4-like. The record is from RefSeq and is a predicted model, not a curated record. Gene Ontology annotation, molecular function: zinc ion binding; metallocarboxypeptidase activity. Gene Ontology annotation, biological process: C-terminal protein deglutamylation; protein side chain deglutamylation; proteolysis. The coding region runs from base 349 to 2385 and encodes 678 amino acids. Lineage: Eukaryota; Metazoa; Chordata; Actinopteri; Scatophagidae. The transcript has 16 exons.